Messenger RNA from Gymnodraco acuticeps, 4625 nucleotides. RefSeq names its product macrophage mannose receptor 1-like. Gene Ontology annotation, molecular function: signaling receptor activity. NCBI's taxonomy places the organism in Eukaryota, Metazoa, Chordata, Actinopteri, Perciformes, Bathydraconidae. The record is from RefSeq and is a predicted model, not a curated record. The transcript has 31 exons.
AUGAAGAUAACUUGUACAGCUUUUGUACUCCUCAUCCAAGCAUUACGAAGUUUGGCUUUAGAUGAUUCACCAUUUCAACUGACCAACAAAGACACUGGUUUUUGUUUGGUUAAAUAUAACCCAUACUACUGCAAUAAUGUACGCUGGACAAAUGGUGACAGACUUCAGGUUAAAUGGUCACAUAAGUGCCUGGGAGCCCAGGGGAAAAGUGUGAGAAGUGAAAUAAGCCUCUAUGUUUGUGAUGAAACCAGCGACCUCCAAAAGUGGGAAUGCACGAACGGGACAUUGCUCGCCCUCAAAGGACAACAGCUUUACAUUGAGCUCACUGCAGACAACACAGCAGUUCUCUCUAAAACAGUCGGACCAAACAACCACCUUACACUUUCAGGGACGUCCAGUGGUGCUUGUUCAAGAGCAUACAGAGAAUUUUUCACCAUUGGUGGAAAUGCAAAUGGUAGGCCCUGCAUGUUCCCCUUCCAGUAUAAAGACAAGUGGUACACUCAAUGCACUACGGAUGAUAACCCAGAAAACCGACUUUGGUGUGCGGUUCAAACUAAAUAUGAUGAUCAACUCUGGGGGUAUUGCCCAACUAACUCCAAAGAACACUGGAAUAAACACAUUACUACAGGAGCAUAUUACCAGCUCAACACACAGUCAGCUCUGACUUGGGCCCAGGCUGAAGCCAGCUGCAAGCAGCAGGCGUCUUCCCUGCUGAGCAUCACCGAUCCCCACCAACAGGCCUACCUCACAGCACUGCUAGGGCGAGAGGGCGGGGGACAGGGGGACAAGCUUUGGACCGGGCUGAUCAAGAACCCAGAGCAUGGCUGGCACUGGUCUAACGGGAGGGCUUUCCGUUAUCUGAACUGGGACUCUGGACAUCCACUUCCUAAUCCUGGACACGACUGUGGAAUUGUUGAUCCUGCUGUGCAGUACUUGUGGCAAAGUUCAACAUGCACAAAGAAACUAGGGUACAUCUGCUACAGUGAAAGAGCUGCGACUCCUCCUACUACAGAGACAGGAUUUUGUUCAAGACCUUGGAUUCCCUACAAUGGCCACUGUUUCCACCUUAACCGAGCUCAGAAAAAAUGGUCUGAUGCUCAGCAAGUGUGCCGCAAAGAAGGAGGCGACUUAGUGAGCAUCCGCAAUGUGGAGGACCAAAGCUUUGUCAUCUCUCAACUCGGCUAUGCAUCCACUGAUGAGCUUUGGAUUGGACUGAAUGAUAAAAAGACAGAGAGGCUGUUUGACUGGAUUGACCACUCUGCUGUCACCUUCACCAGCUGGGAGCUUGGUAAACCUGCCGUCUUUUCUGACGCAGAGGACUGUGUUCUCAUCAGGGGAGAGAAUGGGAACUGGGCUGACCGUAUGUGUGAUGAGAAACAUGGCUACAUUUGUAUGAAGAUGAGUGCCGCAAAUCCCUCUGGAGAUGAAGUGGAGCAGGAUGUAGGCUGCAAAACUGCUUGGAAAAGACACGGCUCCUACUGCUACUUUGUAGGAACAGAGACAAAGACAUUUGAUGAAGCCAACAAUUACUGCAAGACAUCAGAUUCCUACUUGGCUGAUGUUUCAAAUGGAGUGGAUAAUGCCUUCCUCGUCAGCUUGGUUGGGUUGAGACCAGAGAAAUACUUCUGGCUGGGCCUCUCAAACCAGAAUGACAUCGAUCAAUUUGUGUGGACCAAUGCCAACUCAGUGAGGUUUACUCACUGGAAUGCUGAAAUGCCAGGUCACCAACAGGGGUGUGUUGCAAUGACGACAGGGGUUUUUGCUGGCCUCUGGGAUGUGCUGCCCUGCACCAAUAAGGAGAAAUACAUCUGUAAACAUCUGGCAGAGGGGGCUGUUUUAACCCCUGCACCACCCACUCAAGCCCCUCUCAAGUGUGCCGACGGCUGGACUCCAUUCGGAGCCAGACACUUUUGCUAUAAGUUGUUUCCAGAGCCAUCAGAAAGCAAAAGGACCUGGUAUGAUGCAAGAGAUUAUUGCAGGACUAUCGGAGAAGACCUGCUCAGCAUCCACAGCGGUCUUGAGCUAACCUUUGUGAAAAGAGUCUCUGGAACAGUCUGGAUUGGACUUAGUGCUCCAGACCCAGUCACGGGCUAUGUAUGGAGCGAUGGGUCUCCAGUGAACUUCCUACACUGGCAGGAUGGAGAGCCAAACAAUAAAAACAAUGUGGAAUCUUGUGCUGAAUUCAGAACAUAUCUUAGGUCUGGGUCUUGGAGUGAUGUGAACUGUGAGAAGAAUAAUCAAUGGCUGUGUCAGAUCCGUACAGGAGCAACUCCAAAGCCGCCUCCAGACCCUGUCAUCCCUGACUACAAAAAGACCUCAGAUGGGUGGCUAGAAUGGAAUGGAACUCAAUAUUAUAUUAACAACAAGAAGAUGGCCAUGGAAAAAGCUCGUCGCUUCUGCCAACAGAGGCAUGGGGACUUAGUAACAAUCGACAGCGAAGCUGAAAGGGUAUUUUUGUGGAAUCAGAUGUCCAAAAGUGAAAGUUCUCACUGGAUAGGCCUGGAUGUUGACCUUGAUGGAACAUAUGAGUGGAUGGAUAGUUCUCCAGUUUUGUUUCAAAGUUGGAAUGAAGGUCAGCCUGAUUUCAAGUAUCAUGAUGAGAACUACGCCACCAUGGGUUAUUCAACUGGGUUCUGGCAUAAUUAUAAUUGCGGGUUUGAGUACGGCUCCAUUUGUAAACGCAGUGGCUCACCACCUGCCAACACAACGGUGGCCCCCACAGUUGCCCCUAAAGGUGGCUGCCCACCCCACUGGAAACAACUUAACCAUAAGUGUUACAGCAUCAUUAAAGACCAAAAAGAAACAUGGAACGGGGCAAGGAAACAAUGCAAAGCUAUGGGUGGAAACUUGGCCUCUAUAUCCUCAAGACACGUGGAAGUGUUUUUGAUAACUCAAAUGGCUGACACACCUACUACAGACCUUUGGAUUGGUUUACGCAAAUCAUAUCGGGAAGCAUUUUAUUGGACUGAUGGGCAACCAAGGCAAUAUGUGAACUUGGAUUUGGAAAACCAAUCAUCUGUUUUCUCUUCUCUUAACUAAUCACAAUGUGUGCUUAACCAGGAAAAAUGUGCUGUGAUCACAACCAAUUCUUCCGUUGGUAUUGGGAAAUGGAUUGGAAAGUCUUGCAAUGACACCAAUGGAUUUGUAUGUCUUAAAAGUGUUGAUCCUUCUUUCCCAGACUCCCCUGAACCAACGACUUCCAGUGACUAUGUCAAAAUAUUAAAUGACUCUGUAAAGGUUGUGACUCAAAAUAUGAGCUGGGAUGCAGCCAAAAAGCAUUGUGAAGAUGAUGGUGCCAGACUGGUUAGCCUGCGAAACAAUUGGUCACAGGCGUAUGUUGAGCUGCUGGCUUUGAAUCUUAAAGCUCCUCUGUGGAUUGGACUGAACAAAAAUCAGACCAAUGGGUAUUUCAGAUAUAUUGAUGGCUGGUUCCUGAAAUUUUCUCACUGGGGCAAAAAUGAACCAAGCAGGGACAGACCUUGUGUCUACGUGGAUGUGGAUGGAAAAUGGAAGACCACUGACUGCAAGCAAAUCAUGAACAGUGUUUGCUUGAAGUCUACAGAUGUGCCACCAACAGAGCCAAGUGUUUUCACAGGCAUUUGCCCUGAAGACUCAGAUGCAUUAAACACAGACGGGAAGAACAACUGGUUACCAUUUCACGGAUACUGUUACAUAUUUUUCUCAGAAACAAAAGAGUGGGGAGAUGCAUCUGCCAGCUGUUUAAUACAUGGUGGAUCACUAGCCAGUAUUGAACAUCCCUUUGAGCAAGACUUCAUUCAAAGCAACGCACACAUAUUUAAAGACAGCCACAGCUCGUUCUGGAUUGGCCUGUUUAAAACUCACAAAGGGGAGUGGUUGUGGUUAGACAAAACAAUCAUGGACUACACUUAUUGGGAUGAAGAUCAACCUGAUGAUGGCAGCCACGGAGAGAUUAGUACUUCAGACGGGACAUGGAAGACAAGCAAUCAGAAGUUUAGAAGACCAUACAUCUGCAAAACACCCCAAGUACUGGCACCAACCACACCAACAACACCACCAAAUCCUGAUCCCCUUCCACAUGGCCACAUAGCUGUGGCAGUUGUGGUGAGCAUUAUUGGGAUUGCCACAGGGGCAGUGAUUGCCUUCCUCCUCUAUAAGAAGUUUGUUCAUCGACUAUCCAUCCCUGUCAACUUAAACACCUUUAACAACCCGCUGUUCUUCAGCAAGGAGAAGUCACAAACUGGUGUGGUUGACACCGAAAAACUGGUAGAGAAUGCAGAGGAAGACAGCCCUGAACCUGUUGUAUCAGUGUAAUUCAAAAAACAUUAAAAAGUAGGAUCAAAUGGUAAACAUACCUGACAUGUCCAGAGAUUUCACAGUGUGUUUGAAAUGGGAGAAGUUUCAAUAGAUUUAGCAAUGACUAGCUUAAAUGUCCAAAGCCACGAGGACUGUACAUGGAUUGUAAUGAUAAUUGAAUUCAUAUAUUUUGUAAUGACUAUGAAGAAACAUAUUAAUUGGAUGUACUGGGAAGACGUAAAAUUGUUAGGAUAAUAGUGUAUUUGAAUAUUUGCCACGGACAGACUCCUGUGCAAUCACGUGCCUAUUCAAUGCAGUUAUUACCAAUUCACUUUAGGAAACUAAAACUG